AGUCAGGCUACACAGAACAAAGGAAACUGGAGAGAGAAGAGUGUGCAAGAUGGCAUCCGUCUUCCGGAGCGAAGAGAUGUGUCUGAUGCAACUUUUUCUUCAAGUGGAAUCUGCCUAUUGCUGUGUGGCGGAACUCGGAGAGCUGGGUCUGGUUCAGUUCAGAGAUUUGAAUCAAAAUGUGAACAGCUUCCAGAGGAAGUUUGUAAAUGAAGUAAGAAGAUGUGAAUCCUUGGAGAGAAUUCUUCGUUUCUUGGAAAGCGAAAUGGAUGAUGAUGUACAGCUUCCCAAGUCUGAAAAGUAUCCAGAGACUCCUCUACCUCGAGAAAUGAUUGACCUAGAAACGAUUCUGGAAAGAUUGGACGGGGAGUUGCAAGAAGCCAAUAACAACGUGCAAACUUUGAGGCAGAACUUUUUAGAACUCACAGAACUGAAACAUCUCCUGAAGAAAACCCAGGACUUCUUUGAGAGGGAAACUAAUUUGCCUGAUGAUUUCUUCAAUGAAGACACUUCUGGCCUAUUGGAAUUAAGAAGCACUCCUGCAGCAGUUGCAGCAAAACUGGGAUUCAUAGCUGGAGUGAUCAAAAGGGAAAGGAUGGGCCCCUUUGAACGUCUGCUGUGGAGAGCCUGUCGAGGAAACAUCUAUCUGAAGUUCAGUGAAAUGGACACUCCCCUGGAGGACCCGGUCACUGUAGGUUUAGAUGAGUCUUCCAUUUUGUUACCUCUGGGCUGUUUGGUUAUGACUAUUUUAAAAUUCUAUUUGUGUUGCAUUUCUUUCUCUCAGAAAGAAGAGAUGAAAAAGAACGUCUUCAUUAUCUUCUACCAAGGGGAGCAACUCAAACAGAAAAUCAGGAAGAUUUGUGAAGGAUUCCGUGCUACAGUGUACCCCUGUCCUGAGUCCGCUGCAGAACGUCGAGAAAUGGCUGAUGGGGUGAAUACAAGGAUUGAAGAUCUGAACACAGUGAUCACCCAAACAGAGUCCCUCCGCCAGGAGCUGUUGCAGCAGGCAUUUACAAACCUGUGGACCUGGGAGAUCAAGGUGAAGAAAAUGAAGGCCAUCUACCACAUCCUUAACUCUUGUAACAUUGAUGUCACACAGCAGUGUGUUAUUGCUGAGAUCUGGUUCCCCGUGGCAGAUGCUGGUCGGAUAAAGAAAGCUCUACAUCAAGGAAUGGAACGUAGUGGCUCUACAAUCAACCCUAUCCUGACAGCAGUUCAGUCCAGGAUGGCUCCUCCUACCUUUAACAGAACCAAUAAGUUCACUGCAGGCUUCCAGACAAUUGUGGAUGCCUAUGGUGUGGGAACUUACAGAGAGCUCAACCCAGCUCCCUACACUAUAAUUACCUUUCCCUUUCUGUUUGCGGUGAUGUUUGGCGAUUGUGGUCACGGUGCUGUUAUGCUUGGUUUUGCCCUCUGGAUGAUCCUGAAUGAAGAAUCCCUUUUAUCCCAGAAUAACGAUAGUGAGAUCUGGAAGACCUUUUUUGGCGGUCGCUACCUGAUUCUGCUCAUGAGCAUCUUUUCCAUCUACACUGGCUUCAUCUACAACGACUGCUUCUCAAAGUCAUUCAACAUUUUUGGGUCUUCCUGGCAUGUCACCCCCAUGUUCAAUAGUACAUGGAAUGACGAAAUUCUUAAAGAAAAUGAUUUUCUGCAGCUGGACCCAAACGUGACAGGAGUGUUCUCUGGAAAUCCCUAUCCUUUUGGAAUUGAUCCGGUAUGGAACAUUGCUAAGAACAAGCUGACAUUCUUGAAUUCUUUCAAAAUGAAGAUGUCUGUUGUCAUGGGGAUUACACACAUGGUCUUUGGCGUUAUUCUCAGCCUCUUCAAUCACAUUUAUUUCAAGAAAACCAUAAACAUCGUCCUCCAGUUCAUCCCAGAGAUGAUCUUCAUCCUCUCCCUGUUCGGUUACCUGGUUUUUAUGAUUAUUUUCAAGUGGUGCAAGUAUGAUGCCAGAGUGGCCCAAACUACUCCAAGCAUCCUUAUCCACUUUAUCAAUAUGUUCCUGUUUAGUUACAAUGAUGAGACAAACCUCCCCUUAUAUCAGCAUCAGCAAGAAGUGCAGACCUUCCUGGUAAUUAUUGCCGUGCUUUCUAUUCCGUGGAUGCUAUUGAUUAAGCCCUUCAUCCUUCGUGCUAAUCACCAGAAAGCUCAGCGUAUGCUGGUAUCUCCUGAAAUAUCAGAGAGUCCCACCGGUGACAUUGAGGUGGAGAUCAUUAAGUCUAACCUCUCCGAGAAACCAAGCCAAGAAGACCACAGUGAUGGUGGCCAUGAGGGACAUGAUGACAACGAUGAAGAGUUCAACUUUGGAGACAUCUGUGUGCAUCAGGCUAUCCACACCAUUGAGUACUGUCUAGGUUGCAUUUCCAACACAGCCUCCUACCUUCGGCUCUGGGCGCUCAGCUUGGCACAUGCGCAGCUCUCAGAGGUCCUCUGGACCAUGGUGUUCCACAUAGGACCUUCCUUUAGUGGCUGGGGAGGACUCAUCGUCAUCUUCAUUAUCUUUGCUGUCUUUGCUGUUCUGACUGUAGCCAUUCUGCUAAUCAUGGAGGGCCUCUCCGCCUUCCUGCACGCUCUGCGACUUCACUGGGUAGAGUUCCAAAACAAGUUCUACUCUGGGUCAGGCUAUAAAUUUAUACCAUUCUCUUUUAAGAACAUCAUAGAAGGAACAGAAGAAUGAAACUUGAUUAGAGCAAAGAAGUC
Molecule: messenger RNA, 2697 nt
Organism: Euleptes europaea (tarantolino)
Lineage: Eukaryota; Metazoa; Chordata; Lepidosauria; Squamata; Sphaerodactylidae
Gene: ATP6V0A4
Product: ATPase H+ transporting V0 subunit a4
Exons: 21
Coding region: 50-2674 (874 amino acids)
Biological process (GO): vacuolar acidification; proton transmembrane transport
Cellular component (GO): vacuolar proton-transporting V-type ATPase, V0 domain; vacuolar proton-transporting V-type ATPase complex; plasma membrane
Molecular function (GO): proton-transporting ATPase activity, rotational mechanism; ATPase binding
Source: RefSeq, a predicted model, not a curated record